GAUAAAAUCCUUGACCAAAAUUAGAAAGCACUCAAAGCAGACGAUAGGAGAGAGAAAACUAGAGAGAGAAACAGAGAGGAAAGAGAAUGAUGGAUAAGGUGUUUUCAGUGGAGGAAAUGGCCGACCAGCUGUGGUCUUCCACAGCGCCGCCUGCCAAUGACGUAGCCGCCGAGGGUGAACUGAACCGGAGUGCAUCCGAGUGGGCCUUCCAGCGCUUUCUCCAAGAAGCCUCUCCCCACUCGCCGUCACCCUCCCCGCUGACGCCGCCACCUCCGCGUCCUUCUUCUUCGUCUUCUUCUUCAGCUCAUCAUCACGACCAAGACGACGUCAAAGAGAUCAAGAUGGUCAAUUCCCAGCACCCCCACCCCAAUCCAACUCAAACUCACUGCAACAACAACACGGCGGCGUUUAACCUGCGGCCGCCUAAUGUCGCCGUCGAUUCCGAGGAGUACCAGGCGUUCCUGAAGACCAAGCUCGAUCUCGCCUGUGCCGCCGUGGCUCUGUCGCGGGGUUCGUUGGUGAACGCUCAAGAAUCUGUUGCGUUAGCUGACAGCGGAUCACACGCUUCCAGUACUUCACAACUCGGAUCUCAAGCCCCUUCGAAAGAUUUACCUUCGUUACCUGCAACGCAAUAUAGAUCUGCGAUCCCAGUAAGGCAAGCAACUAGCGGAUCCUCGAGAGAGAUGACAGAUGAUGAGGAAGCUGAAGGUGAAACUGCAAUGAACGAGAAUAUGGACCCUGCUGAUGUGAAACGCGUGAGAAGAAUGCUGUCUAAUAGAGAGUCAGCUAGACGCUCGAGAAGAAGAAAGCAGGCACAUUUGACUGAGCUUGAGGAACAGGCAUCUCAAUUAAGAGUCGAGAACUCCUCUCUGAUGAAGCGCCUGACUGAUGCGGACAAGAAGUACAACGAAGCAGCUGUUGACAAUAGGGUACUAAAAGCUGAUAUCGAAACAUUGAGAGCAAAGGUAAAGAUGGCUGAGGAGACGGUGAAAAGGCUAACUGGGUCGAACCCCAUAUUCCAUGCCAUGUCGGAGGUUUCCUCAAUCGGCAUGGCACCAUUUGAUGGAAGCCCUUCAGAGGCAUCAACAGAUGCUGCUGUUCCGGUGCAAGAUGACCCAAUUCAAUACUUUUUUCAACCUGCUUCUGAAAACCCUACACCAACUCAUGACCCGAGAGUCGAGAAUGAUUCUGCAGACGUUCCUUCUGUUGAGAAUGUGCAGAAGAAUUCUGCAGCAACACCAUCAGCAGAUGUGUCGGGGAACAAGAUGGGACAAACACCUUCCCUACAGCGAGUUGCUAGCUUAGAGCAUCUGCAAAAGCGGAUAAGGGGUGGAAACCCGUCCAAUGGGGAGCAAUAGUUACAAACAGAGUGAUCUAAGAACGAGGAAAGAUUGAUUAAAGGUUGCUUUGAACAACCAUUGUAUUGCAUCGAUACUUUCGGAUUAGUUAUGUAAAAAAAUGCUAUUCUUAAUCGUACUGCACUGAAUUAUACAGUUUGAUACUUUUAGCACUUUCA
Malus domestica (apple) is the source of this 1516-nucleotide messenger RNA. RefSeq names its product light-inducible protein CPRF2-like. Gene Ontology annotation, biological process: regulation of DNA-templated transcription. Gene Ontology annotation, molecular function: DNA-binding transcription factor activity. NCBI's taxonomy places the organism in Eukaryota, Viridiplantae, Streptophyta, Magnoliopsida, Rosales, Rosaceae. The record is from RefSeq and is a predicted model, not a curated record.